UUUGUUGUCAGAUGAUUUUGGUCUGCUGAUUUCAAUUUAGCAAGCUAGUAGUUUGACUUUCCAGUGUUGGUGCUUUGUUUUUCGUAUUAGAUGCGUGUCUUUUCAAAGCCGGGACAGCAACUUUCUGUAGUAAUCACGUAGUUCGUUAUGUGCACAAAAUGAUUAAAGAUUCACCGAAGAAAUGAGCCAGUUAGCAUGGUCCAUUUGAGUUUAUUAUUAUGCGAUUGUUAUAAGGUUGUAAUCAAAAGGUGUUUAUGACUAUGGAGAAGAUUGUGAAAGACGCUGGUGACAUCCAGUCCAGACUGAUAGAUCACAGACCUGUCAUUCAGGGGGAAAUACGAUAUUUCAUGAGGGAAUUUGAGGAAAAGCGUGGAUUUCGGGAAUGCCGUCUGUUGGAAAACCUGAGCAGAGGGGCGGUGGAGCAGAAUGAGCACGUGUUGCCCAACUGCUCCCAAACCAUGCAGCAGAACCUGCACCAGAUACUCACCAGAUUGGAGGCAGCCAAUCACAUGGCCAACAGGAUCCAGCAGAGGGAGCUAGAGGCCCAGCAGAGCACCCAUAUGCAGGUGUGUAUGGAGCGCCGCAAGGCGGACUGGGAGGAGUUCCUGAAGCAGCAGGCGGUGCUGAAGGAGGAGGUGGAUGAGGAGCACGCCAAGGCUGUCAGCCGCCUCAGCUCCCUCUACACCGACAUGAAGAAGGACCUCGGCAAGUUCAACACCUUCUGAAGACCAAUAUGCAGACUUGAAGACCUUCUGAAGACAUCAAGUAUCUCCUGUCUCCUGCUCUCUCUCUCUCUCUCUCUCUCUCUCUCUCUCUCUCUCUCUCUCUCUCUCUCUCUCUCUCUCUCUCUACAACCAAUAAAUCAAGGACUUGGCCAUGCCAUUUCUGGGGCCCUAUGCACAGUGGAGACUGUCCAAAACACUGAUGCCUGUCUUAAACUCCCCUGAUGUCCCUCUCUUCAUGCUCGGUGUUAUCUAUCUAUCUAUCUAUCUAUCUAUCUAUCUAUCUAUCUAUCUAUCUAUCUAUCUAUCUAUCUAUCUAUCUAUCUAUCUUCUCCUCUGUUGUGAGUGUGGUUCGAUUUUUCUUCAUAUAUCUCUAUUCUCCAUCUAACCAUCUGUCUCUUUCUUUUCUAUGUCUUGCUCAAUUUAGCCAUCUUUCAUUUAACACCAUUCUCUUUCUCUCCGUCUAUCUCUAUCUGUCUAAAACUAUGGCCUGAUAUUGUUCUAUAUUCUCAUUUUUACACAGUGUUGAAAAGCCUCUGAAAUAUGCAGGGUUUAAGUUGUCCAAGAGCCUGUUUUACUGCCGUAUUGCACUUUUUAACACAGCCAAACCUAUUCCAUGAUGUAUUGUAUCGAAGCUGGCACUUUCACGACCAAUUAAAUUAUGAAUUCCUCAUUAAACGCUGUGUGCAAAAAAUGUCAAGACAAGCAAAAA
Messenger RNA from Engraulis encrasicolus (European anchovy), 1434 nucleotides. It is a transcript of the gene bloc1s5, whose product is annotated as biogenesis of lysosomal organelles complex-1, subunit 5, muted. Lineage: Eukaryota; Metazoa; Chordata; Actinopteri; Clupeiformes; Engraulidae. The coding region runs from base 255 to 725 and encodes 156 amino acids. The record is from RefSeq and is a predicted model, not a curated record. The transcript is spliced from 5 exons. Gene Ontology annotation, cellular component: BLOC-1 complex; transport vesicle.